AUGUCGUCCACAGACAACUCUCGUAUUUUAUCACUGGAGGACCAAGUAAGGAGCUUAUCGGAGGAGUUGAUGCAAUGCCAGGCUGAUAAAGACUUUGUGUGGUCCCUCUGGAAACGACUCCAAGUGGAACAUCCAGACUUGACCCAGGCUGUGAGUUUGGUCAUUGAGCGGGAGAGGCACAAAGGCGAAAUGAAGGACAGGAAGGUGCUGGAGAUCCUGCAGGCCAAAGACUUCAAGAUACAGGAUCUGGAAAUGAGAGUGUCAGAGAAGCAGCAAGAGGUAAACAAGCUCCUCCAAAGACGCCCAGCGAUGGACCAAGAGGCUUCUUUCAUGAAGCGCGAGCUGGAAGACAUGCGUCAACAGCUGCUUGACAAGAGCACACAACUUCAGGAAUUGAAGACGGAGUGUGGGAGGAAAGAGGAGGAGGCGCAGCAGGCAGCGCGUGCACUCGAGGAGGAGAAAGGGGGAUUAACAUCCCGCUGUGUCGCCCUGCAAGCUGACCUGGAGGAGAAAGAGAAGCAGGCCAUGCACCACCGUGACCAGAGGGAGGCUGCUCAGGCCAGAGUCAAGGAACUUGAGGAAGAAGUACGCAGCGCCUGGCAGGAGGUAUCCAAAAUACAGAGCCAUAACAGCACCCUGGCAGCUUGUGUCUCUGUCAAAGAACAAGAGGUGGCAACAAAAGAGGAUCAGCUUCAUAAACUCAGGUGCGAGUUGGCAGAAGUGCAGUCGUUGUACAAACGCAGCACGGAGCACGCGGAGGCGCAGAGCCAACUGAUCAAGGAACUGGAGGGACUCAACGUGGACACGCAGAGAAUUAUGAGGAACCAGGAAGAGGCGCACACUGCUGACACAACUUCCUGUCAGAAACUGUACGGCGAGUUGAACGAAUGCUACCAGAGACUCGUGUCAAGUGAGGCCAAGCUGAGGAACAGCCACCAGGAACUGAGCAGGCUAUUGGCCCAGAAAGAGCAGCAGAUAUUGCAACUGCAGGCCCAGCUGCAACAACAUCAACAGGAGCAACGGGAGGAACCACGGCAGCAGCAACAAGCACAGCAGACAGCAUUUUGCAUCGCAAGCAACAGACAAACCAAUUUGAAGCUCAUCAAUGGUAAGCGACGGACUUUACUUAGGCCUUGCUUACCUCCGAGUCAAAUGUGCGUGAGCGGGCGUUCGCUUCACCGCGAGCAUUCCGACAAUAAGACCCUGCGCUCCAUCUUCCCUGUCAGGAGGCAGCAGGGUGCACCUGUGCAGCGAUCCCGGUCUCUGUCCCCGGCUGGCAGCGUGGAGCUUUAUCGGGAAGGAAGAAAAGGCGCAGUGCAAAAAAUUCGAGACCUUGAGGACUUGCUUCAAUCUAAGACAGAAGAAAACGAAGAACUGAGGAGAGCUCACGACCGAAGACGUGAGCGCCUUUUAUUGGUGCAGAAGAACUACAAGGCCGUCAAAGACCAGCUUAAAGCAGCGGAGAAAGAAAAUGGCAUGCCACAUGGAAAGACGCCGCGUGCCGAGCCCUGGCAGUUACGACAAGAGAACAGCGAUGCCGUGUGGAACGAACUUGCCUACUUCAAAAAUCUCACCCGGAAACUCACUCUUGAGAAAACCAGUUUGGAAGAGGAGCUAGACACGCAACGAGUCCAGGCGGCGAUGGAUCGGGCCUUGGUGAAGGAGCUGCACUUGUGUCUCGCUGAAGAACACCAAGUGCUGCUUCACAAAGUGAAAGAGGAGCGCCGGGUCAAAAGCUCUUCUCCAAAAAAGCAGUCUGUUUCUUCAGAGCGAUUGGAACAGUCAUUUAUAAAGAUUGAGCAUCUGGAGCGGAGGAUGAUGUCCCUGGAGGAGGAGACAGAGCUGCUGAGGGAUGAGAAACAGCAACUGCUCGAGGCCAACGAAGACCUGGCCCGCGAUUGCCGUGGACUACAAGCAUCGUUGGACAAUCUGCAAACCCAGGAAAAUGUCCGCCUGCAAACAGCUCAAGCCCAGGCCCGUGCCUUGGCUUUAACCCAGGUGGAGUGUUAUCGCACACCGUCCAGCGAAAUCGCCAGUCUCCAAUCCCAACUGUCCGCCGCUCGCAAAGAAUCCACCGACCUCCACCGUCAGCUCCUGAAACUGAGGCAGGAGCUCGGCGUCCUCAGAGCGGCGAGGGACUUCUACAGAAAGCGCGCGACGGGACCGGCGCGUCCUUGCGGGAUCGCCGGCAACGUUAGCGGCAAGACUAAGUUGAAAACAAUUAAGCUCGGGGGUUCGUUACGCCGGCGCCGCCACCCGACCGUCAUCCCCAAUCAAGCCAUCAGCUGGCAAGGCCGCAGCCUCAGUCCCUCCAAGGACGAGUGGGAGGACAUGAGCGCGGCGAGCGACAGCGAGGAAUACUCCGACAGCCUCGACAGUGUGCCCUCAGGGACCGCGCAACGCAAGAGAAAGCUCGACAGGUGUCGGCCGAACGCAGACGCGAGAGAGCUGCCGGCGGAUUCCAGCAUGGGGCGUCCUGAUCUUGUCGAUCGAGACAACAAACAACAGCACAACACGAGAGGCGAGAAGAGGAGGAAGUGGCAGCUAAUAAAGGCUUCACACUGCACCUCUUCUGCCUUACAACGCCGCGUCGAAUCCCUACAGCGGCACGUGGACGUGCUACAACGUGCCAGGAAAGACGCCGCGCUCUCAGCCCGAGAGCUACGGAGCGCCAACGAAAAGAUGGCGGCGCAACUCGACUCCCUCGCUGAGAAACUAGGCAGCAGCAAGCAGAUCACACAGAAGCUGUCAUCAGAGCUAGCGGGUGUGGAGCAGCAGAAGAAGGUUCUGGAGAUGGAGCUGGAGCAGUGGAGGCAAAGCACUUUCCCCCGCCGUGUGGCUGAUUGCUCGUGCCAGGCUUUGGAAGCAGAGGUCAAACAACUGCAGGCCAAAGUCAAGAGUACAAGUGCAGAGGUCACCAGGCAGGUGGCGGCUAACAAAGACCUUCGAGGACAAUUGCGGGAGAAGGAGGAAAAGCUUCGACAACUGCAGGACAAAGCGAGCCACGCCGAGCGAGACGCGACCAUGAAGAGGCAGUUAGUAGAAGACCUGAAGACGAGGCUCAAGUUCGUGCACGAAACGGAGAAAAGUUACCGCAGGCAGGUGGAGGAUCUGGAGAAGAAGGUUAAGUGUUUAUCAGAGGAAGCUUCGAACAGAAAGGCCUUCAUUGAAUCGCUGAAGAGGAGGCUGAGCGUGGCAACCUCCGAGAAGAGCCAACAUGAAGCAUCGUGCGCUAAACUCAAGGAUGACCUGGAAAAAAAGGAGCAUCGCAUUCAAGCCCUCCAGGCUCGCGUGGGAGCCGGCGAGCAGGCCUUGGCCGCUCUGGAGCAGAGCGCCACUGAGGAAACGGAGCGGCUGACCCAGCAGCGCUCCCAAGCGUUGGACGGGCUUCAGAGGCAGCUCGGCCAGGCCUCCUCCCAGCUGGAGCAGCUUCGCUCUUUUAUCAAGGCCCUCGCCGGCGAGAUGCUGAUAGACGUGCGAGAGGUCAAGCGGCAGCUGAUGAAGAGGAGGAGGUGGAGGCGGGGCGCCGUGGAGGCGAAGGGCGGCCCGUCGGCCAAAUCUAUGAUCAAAGCCAAGUCCGUCGCAGCCUCCAUUCUCAAUAUGUCCGAGAACGAUCUGGCCGACAUCAUGGACUCGGACCAGGGGACAGAGGGUCUUUCAGAUUUCCGUGAAGAUCAGGAAUGGUUGGACUAUCUAAACCAGAUCCUACAACAGAAGAUCCCCUCAGCCGGCCAGCUAAUGGAGGCUUUGCGUGUGAAGAUGAAGGAGAGGAAAGUGCUGACAGAAGAGCUGGCCACGCUGGCAGCAGAAGCCGCAGUCAGCGAAAAAGCCUGA
This is a messenger RNA of Nerophis lumbriciformis (worm pipefish), 3834 nucleotides long. NCBI's taxonomy places the organism in Eukaryota, Metazoa, Chordata, Actinopteri, Syngnathiformes, Syngnathidae. The record is from RefSeq and is a predicted model, not a curated record.